AAUCAAUUUCUCAUCAUAUAUAGGGUAUGAUAGGAGAGGGCCAAGAUGAAGAAUUCAAUCUUGAACUACAUUACCCGGAGUCCAGCCUCUGCUGUUGGUAAUUCUCCUGCUAGAUUUGCCUCACCAAGCUCUUCAAGCAAGAAUGCCCCUUCAGUCCAUUCCAAUAAGAAGGCAACACCCAUGAAAGCAAAGAAAGACAUCGGGAAGAAGAACAAGAAAGAAAACUAUAAUACUGGGGAUUUGGUGUGGGGGCUACUAGAAGGCUAUCCAUGGUGGCCAGGCAUUGUCUGUCCUGGCCCAUCAUCCAAGGAUCACUUCAACAAAAAACGAAAGGAGCUCCAUGUCCAGUUCUUUGAUCAACCCCCUAAUCGAGCUUGGCUGAAGCUCCAGAAAGUGCAACGUUUCACAAAUAGCCUGGAUGGUCCAAGCUCCUCAUGUGAGGAUGAGAAAUUCAAGAAAGUUUGUGAGGAAGCUGACAAAGCAGCCAAAAUGACUCUUGGUGAGCGGGUGAAACUCCUGGUUGAAUUUCCUCCUUCUGAUGAGGAAAUGGAAGCUGAGGAUGAUUUGGGAGAGGAUGGUGAUGGUGACAAUGGUGGGGACAGUGAUAAAAGCAAGGAAAAUGUGGAUACAAACAGCAGAGUAAAGCGAAGGAGGGAGAGGGAUGUGAAUUUUACUCUGAAAGCAAAACGGCAGCGCAUCCUUGAGUUAGAUGGGGAUGACUCAGAAGAUGAAUAUAAACCUGCUCAAGAAGAAAGUGACUCUGAAGAUUCUGCUAGUUCUGGGGUCCCAGAAGAUGAAGUAUCAGAUGUUGAGGAGUUCAGUGAAGAAGAUUCACCUGUCAAAAAGAAAGCGUCAAAGAGGAAGCUGACUACUCCAAGUUCCAAGAAGGCUGUGAAACAGAUGACUUUGGCACCUCUGAGCAGUGGGAAGAAAAAUUCUGUUUCAUCCUCUCCUUCUGUGCGUGACAACACAAAAAUCCGACUGUCAAUGUUCUCGGCUGAGGAUGAACCUGCAUGUGAUGUUGGAAGUCAGCAGGAGAAACAGUGGACUCAUCUGAGUAUGGACUUUCUUCGAGAAGAUAAGAUCAUGGAUGCCCAGAAACGCAGGCCUAAUGACCCUGAAUAUGAUCCCAAGACCUUGUAUCUUCCAGAAGACCUCAAAGGCAAACUCACUCCUGCACAUCGGCAGUGGUGGGAUAUCAAGUCCAAGAACUUUGAUGUGGUGCUGUUCUUCAAAGUGGGGAAAUUCUAUGAGCUUUUCCACAUGGAUGCUGUGAUAGGAGUUAAGGAAUUGAACUUACUCUUCAUGAAGGGGGACUAUGCCCAUUCAGGAUUUCCUGAGAUCUCAUAUGCCAAAUAUUCUCAGACUCUCAUCCAAAAGGGGUAUAAGGUGGCUCGCAUCGAACAAACUGAGACACCAGAAAUGGCUGAUGCCCGUUGCAAGAAAAUGUCUCGGUCAUCAAAGUUUGACAAGGUGGUGAACCGAGAGCUUUGUCGUAUCACAACAAGGGGUACCAUGACCUGUGGAGUCUUGGAAGGAGAUAUUGGGGACUCAAGGGCCCGGUACCUUCUUGCCAUAGCUGAGCAGAAGAUAGGAAGCCAGAGCAGCUCACUAGGAGUGUGUUUUGUUGAUACAACCAUUGGGAGUUUUCAUCUUGGUCAGUUUGAAGACGAUAAGCACUUUUCUCGUCUGCGCACCCUCAUGGCUCAUCAUUCCCCUGUUCAGAUCCUGUAUGAGAAAGGAAGGAUUUCAGGAAGCCUGAAGGGAGUGAUAUGUAUGGUGCCAGUUGAGCGGGAUGGCCUUGCGCCAGAGUCAGAGUUUUGGAAUGCUGAUAAGACCCUGAACUUUUUGUCUGAAAAUGCAUACUUUGAUGAACAGGAGGAGGAUUGGCCACAGGAACUCCUCAAUCUUUCGACUGGAGACAAGCGAACAGUGAGAGGAGACCGAGAGUUGGCCAUAAGAGCCCUUGGGGCUGUUAUAUGGUACCUCAACCGAUGUCUCAUUGAUCAAGAACUUGUAUCUCUUCGCCAAUUCCAUUGGUAUGAGCCCAUCCAGGAAUUCUCUCAACAAAGUGUAUCUCCAAAUCAGACAGAUUCAUACAUGAAAUCCCAGCGCAACAUGGUGCUUGAUGAAAUCACAUUGAAGAAUCUGGAGGUUGUGGUCAAUUCUUCUGGCACUGAAGAGGGAACUCUUCUGCAGCAGCUGGACCGAUGUGUCACUCCAUUUGGGAAGAGAUUACUUCGUCAGUGGGUGUGCAACCCUUUGUGCCGUCCUAAGGGGAUCAAUUCCCGCCUAGAUGCAAUUGAAGACAUCCUGGCCCACAAAGACGCAAUAGAAACAGUCAUUGGGCUCCUUAGACAAUUACCUGAUCUCCAGCGACUCCUCUCAAGGAUUCACACUCAGGGGCAUGGGAAGCGGAGUCAAGAUCAUCCAGAUAGCAGAGCCAUCCUGUUUGAGGCCCAGAUAUAUUCCAAGCGUAAAAUCACUGAUUUCAUAUCUGCUCUCAAUGGCUUCAAGGUUGCUGCUGAGAUCCAAGACCUCAUGCACAAAUUGGUGGGGGAUUCUCAGAGUGAGUUGCUCAAGCAAAUUCUAACUCUGGAACGUGAUGGAGGACGCUUUCCUGAUCUCAUUCCCCAGCUUCAGUUCUUUGAGGGAGCAUUUGACAAGAAGCAGGCUCUUAAAGAUGGAUGCAUUACACCAGCCAAUGGAGUGGAUCGUGAGUAUGACAUGGCCUUAAGAAAUCUUCAGGAAGUGGAGUCCCAGUUUCAGGGUUAUCUCAAGGAACAGUCACAAUUUUUUGGCUGCAAGGUUGUGUACUAUGGAACGGGUCGCAAUCGAUACCAGCUGGAGGUGGCCAGUGGAGCUGCACGCAAAGCUGGAUCUGAUUAUGAGCUCCAAAGUCAGAGAAAGGGAUAUCAACGUUUCCACACAUCCACAACAAAGGAACUGUACUCAAGACAGGUGAAUGCCGAGGAGCAGAGAGAUGCUGCAAUCAAAGAUAUCACUCGACGUGUCUUUGCUCAAUUUGACAAGCAUUUCCGACAGUGGGAUGGAGCAGUUCAGUGCCUAUCUGUGUUAGAUGUGCUUUUUGCCUUGGCUGAGUUCAGCCGAUCCUUUGAGGGAGUCAUGUGCAGACCCAAGGUUCUUGCCCUCACACCUGAUCAACCUGUUGUGCUGGAUAUUAAAGGAGGAAGACAUCCGUGCUUAAGUGGAAAUCUGUUGGCAUCAAGUGGGAACUUUGUGCCCAAUCCAACACACUUGGGGGGUGAGGAGCCCACAUUGCUUCUCCUCACAGGUCCCAACAUGGGUGGAAAGUCAACUCUGAUGCGCCAGGCUGGGCUAAUUGUCAUUCUUGCUCAGCUUGGGAGCUUUGUUCCUGCAGAAACAUGUACACUGACUACCCAGGAUCGCAUCUUCACUCGCCUUGGUGCGAGUGAUUCCAUCAUGACUGGAGAAAGCACUUUCUUUGUGGAACUUAGCGAGACUGCUGCUAUCCUUCAACAUGCAUCUCCGUAUUCUUUUGUUCUCCUCGAUGAACUAGGUCGAGGGACAGCAACGUUUGAUGGAACAUCCAUUGCACAUGCUGUAGUAAAAAAAUUGGCUGAUUUGAAGUGUUUGACUAUCUUUUCCACUCAUUACUUCAGCUUAGUUGAAGACUUUGAAUCUCAUCCAUCUGUAUCCUUGGGUCAUAUGGCAUGUAUGGUGGAAGAUGCAAAUGAGGAAGAUCCAACAGAGGAGACAAUUGCCUUCCUAUAUCAACUAUCCUCAAGAGCAUGUCCCAAAUCAUAUGGUUUCAAUGCAGCCCGCCUCGCUGGACUGCCCUUGCCCAUCAUUCGCAAGGCACAUUCUGUUGCCAAAAACUUUGAAGCUACUCUUGCAGGCCGAAAUUUCUUUCAAAGCAUCUGUCUCAAUUCUCAAAAGGCCAAAGAACUCAGGAAGGUCCUCACUGCUGCCAUUUAAUGAGAGAAUUGUCAUGAUUGAUAAUGUGGAGUUGAAUGUUUGCUUUAAUUUUCGCCUCAAGAACAUAUUCUCUCAUUAAUCAUCAAAAUAAAGUGUCCUCAUUGUUCAGGAA
Messenger RNA from Darwinula stevensoni, 4072 nucleotides. The record is from the annotation of a GenBank genome assembly. Lineage: Eukaryota; Metazoa; Arthropoda; Ostracoda; Podocopida; Darwinulidae.